Heteronotia binoei (common prickly gecko) is the source of this 1986-nucleotide messenger RNA. It is a transcript of the gene CLP1, whose product is annotated as cleavage factor polyribonucleotide kinase subunit 1. Gene Ontology annotation, biological process: tRNA splicing, via endonucleolytic cleavage and ligation. Gene Ontology annotation, molecular function: polynucleotide 5'-hydroxyl-kinase activity. Gene Ontology annotation, cellular component: nucleus; mRNA cleavage factor complex. Bases 149 to 1426 code for a protein of 425 amino acids. NCBI's taxonomy places the organism in Eukaryota, Metazoa, Chordata, Lepidosauria, Squamata, Gekkonidae. The transcript is spliced from 3 exons. The record is from RefSeq and is a predicted model, not a curated record.
AGAAAGCUCUAGGAGCAUGCGCGACGUCUCGACGUUUCUCCUUACUUCCGGAGCAGCUUACACUUCGCGCGGUUCUUGCUUGGGGUUCUUGCUGUGGAUUCUCUAGGAGUCCACGUUUUAUGCCCAUAGUAGUUGCAAGGAGAACAGGAUGGCAGAGGAAGCUGGGGAUGAAAAGAAACUGGUGGCCAAGUUUGAACUGGAGAGGGAAACAGAGCUCCGCUUUGAGGUUGAAGCCUCACAAAUUGUCCAGCUGGAGCUCCUGACAGGCAUGGCUGAGAUCUUUGGAACUGAACUGACACGCAACAAGAAAUUCACCUUUGAUGCUGGUGCUAAAGUGGCUGUCUUCACUUGGCAUGGCUGCUCAGUGCAGCUGACUGGCCGGACUGAAGUGGCCUAUGUGUCCAAAGACACCCCCAUGCUGCUGUACCUCAACACUCAUACAGCCCUGGAGCAGAUGCGGUGGCAGGCUGAACGUGAAGAUGAACGGGGACCUCGGGUCAUGGUGGUGGGCCCCACAGAUGUAGGCAAGUCAACUGUUUGCCGCCUGCUACUGAAUUAUGCUGUGCGCUUAGGGCGCCGACCCACUUUUGUAGAGCUAGAUGUAGGCCAGGGCUCAAUCUCGAUCCCAGGCACUAUGGGGGCUCUCUACAUUGAGCGUCCUGCAGAUGUUGAAGAAGGCUUCUCAGUUCAAGCCCCCCUGGUGUAUCACUUUGGGUCCACCACACCUGGUACUAACAUCAAGCUCUAUAAUAAGAUCACAUCCCGCUUGGCAGAUGUCUUCAAUCAGCGCUGUGAGGUUAACCGUCGGGCUUCAGUCAGUGGCUGUGUCAUCAAUACCUGUGGAUGGGUGAAGGGAUCUGGGUACCAGGCACUUGUACAUGCUGCUUCAGCCUUUGAAGUUGAUGUUGUAGUAGUGCUGGACCAGGAGCGCCUUUACAAUGAACUGAAGCGGGAUCUGCCUCACUUUGUUCGAACAGUACUGCUCCCCAAGUCAGGUGGAGUGGUGGAGCGUUCCAAGGACUUCCGACGGGAGUUCCGUGAUGAACGUAUACGUGAAUACUUCUAUGGUUUCCGAGGAUGCUUCUAUCCACAUGCCUUUGAUGUCAAGUUCUCAGAUGUCAAGAUAUACAAGGUGGGAGCUCCCACCAUCCCUGACUCAUGUUUGCCUCUGGGCAUGUCACAAGAAGAUAACCAGCUCAAGCUGGUACCAGUCACACCUGGACGUGACAUGGUACACCAUUUGUUAAGUGUUAGUACUGCUGAUGGCACUGAUGAGAACAUCUCUGAGACUAGUGUGGCUGGUUUCAUUGUAGUCACUGGAGUGGAUCUGGAGCGGCAGGUCUUCACAGUGCUUUCACCAGCACCUCGUCCUUUGCCCAAGAAUUUCCUGCUCAUCAUGGACAUUCGUUUCAUGGAUCUUAAGUAAAUUGACAUCCUUAUAGAUAAAACCAUUAAGAUCAUGACUGGAAUAGCAUUACCACAUAGACAGGAAGUGAUAAUGAAAGGAAUCCUCAUAAGCGAAGAGCACAAUUUGAACAAUUUUGAAAUAGUCCUGUAGAACAGGGGUGGCCAACGGUAGCUCUCCAGAUGGUUUUUGCCUACAGCUCCCAUCAGCCCCAGCCACUGGCCAUGCUGGCUGGGGCUGAUGGGAGUUGUAGGCAAAAAAAAAAACAUCUGGAGAGCUACCAUUGGCCACCCCUGCUGUAGAAAGAACCACUGAGUAGAAUGGUAAGAGGUUGAAACUGGGAAUAUUUGUGGCUUUGUAUUUAUGAACUACCAUAAAAGAGAAAAGAGGUGUGUACAAACAUUAGCUAGCUUACGUUCUUCCUUUGGUCAACUUUCUUCCUCUUGAGUUUUCAGGCUCUGAAAGUGGAAUCCUUUCUUAUACUGUCAUUGUCUCAUCUCAGUGUGGUUAUCUUGUUGAGAGGGCAAGAUCUUUUAUAUAUUUUUAAAUGCCAAUAAAUUCCUAAAAUGUUGCUUUUCUGA